CAGUCAUUGGAAUCAGUGUUGCUCUCUCCCCUGUCCAAGAGCUCAUGGACACGCAUAAGCAGAAGGAAGGCACAUGAGCUGAUUCGCAAGUCGGGGGCAGCAUAUCACACAGUCAGUUCAGUUCAUAGUAGCUGCCUUUCCCUCCGACUCCCUUCCCUCCUCUCCAUCGCCAGCCCUCGACCCACGGGCCGUCGCCGCAUCUGUCGAUGCAUGUGUAGACGGUGUGUCUUCUGUCCUUGACCUGGACGGCUUGAUGACUUGUUUGGGGUGCACAACACCCGGAGAGAUCCGCGAGAGCAGGUAGGCGGUCCAAAAGACGCUCACCUGCACAAACAAGAUAGCAAUUGUGAUGCGACUGUGUCUUGGCUAAGCACAGGAACACGUGCUUCAUGCUUACGAGAUUGCCCACAAACACGCGCAGCUUCGGUGGGACGUACCUACAGGCACACCGGAAAGAACAGCGAGCGACACAAACAGAUACUCGAAAACGUUGCACAUCUGGUCAGCACCUGUACUGAAUCAGGCCCUGUGAAGCAGAAGCAAGGCAGCAAAGUAUGAGCAUCGAUCGGCUAUCCAUGUGUGUGAGUAUUUCACUGCUCACCACAAUUGGCCACAGACAGACAUUUUUCUUCCACACGUCGAAGAGACGGCUUUGCAGCUCUCGUGCGAUGGCUUGCGGCGAGCGGCCCUCGGCCAGGCCAACGACGACGAAGUUGAGGGCGAGGAAGAAGGGCGCGAACACGAGUUGAUCAAACACGACCUGCGCAGAAAUCAUCGCAGAAAUCAUCCCAGUGACCCGUCCCCACGCAGCUGGCGUCACGCACCUUCGUGAGCACCGUCUUGGAGCCUUGUGGCGGCCACUUCUGGAACAGCCGCUCCACCCACCCAAACCACUGAUGGACAGAGAGAUUAAUCGAUGCGAUGGUAUCACGACUGCUCGCAAAUGAUCUGCCCGAAGUAGUCUGCUUACAUAGUGCAGGACAGGCCCGCGAACGAUGAGUCCUGCGCAAGAGACCACAAAACAAAUUGACAACAUCUUGCUCGUGUGUGCCCUUCUCUCUCUUGUGAUCCAUGCGUGUGUGAAUACAUACCGAUGACGAAUUGCCGCUGUGCACUCUUUCGCGUGAAGACCAUCUUUUCCACCGGCACAUGGUGCUUGGUCUGUAUGAGGUACUGUGACAGCAGAUCGGAUACUGCACUGAGGACACCGCACGUCAGAGAUUUGGUCCGGAGAGGAUAGUCAGAUAGCAGAGAGAGGUACAGAUCUGCUAUGGCCAAGACCUUCGCUGCAGCUGGAGAAGAAGAAGGAGAGGACUGGACAAGGGCCAUGGCGAGAGGAAACUCAAAGGCAACGCAACUCAGGCAACAGCAGCAACUCCUUG
Vitrella brassicaformis is the source of this 1382-nucleotide messenger RNA. The record is from the annotation of a GenBank genome assembly. Lineage: Eukaryota; Vitrellaceae.